Hevea brasiliensis (rubber tree) is the source of this 2873-nucleotide messenger RNA. RefSeq names its product putative leucine-rich repeat receptor-like serine/threonine-protein kinase At2g19230. The record is from RefSeq and is a predicted model, not a curated record. Gene Ontology annotation, biological process: protein phosphorylation. Lineage: Eukaryota; Viridiplantae; Streptophyta; Magnoliopsida; Malpighiales; Euphorbiaceae. Gene Ontology annotation, molecular function: protein kinase activity; ATP binding; protein binding. Bases 55 to 2757 code for a protein of 900 amino acids. The transcript has 13 exons.
GGCCUGGACUUGUAUGACCAGAAAUAAUUAAAAAAUUGUCAGGAAAAGAGGAACAUGGAUGGACGCAAAGCUCUGCUUUCAGUUACACUAUGCCUAAUCUUUGUCCUGCUGCCUGCUACUUUCAGAAACUUAAAACUAGCUGCAGCAAAUAAUGAUGAGCUCGCUGAAAGAAGAAAGCUUGCCGCUAAUACCUCUGGUUUCAUAAGCAUUGAUUGUGGGGUGGAUCAAGAUUAUUUCGACGAGAAAACUGAAAUAUUUUACAAGUCUGACAAGGAUUUCAUAAGUACAGGAGAAAAUAAGUACGUAUCUCCUGAGUAUGAAGAUGAGGAUCCUUAUUUUGGACGUUUAUUUCGAAGUGUAAGGUUCUUUCCGAAAGGAAGAAAGAAUUGCUACACAUUGAGACCUCAGCAAGGCAAAAAUCAAAAUUACCUCAUCAAAGCAUUCUUCCAAUAUGGGAAUUAUGAUGCCAAGAAUCAAUCUACAAAGUUUGAUAUGUAUAUCGGUGUUGAUCUUUGGGCGACGGUGCAACCUUUCAAUGCAUCGCAACCAAUUUUCUAUGAGAUUAUUUAUUUUUCUUUAAUUGAUGAUAUUAAUGUGUGUCUCGUAAAUACUUUCUCUGGAACACCUUUCAUUUCAGCAUUGGAAUUGAGGCAUCUGAACCAUUCCAUUUAUAGAAUCGAGUCCAGAUCCCUAUCCACAUUGGAACGAUAUGACCUUGGCAACUCAACCAAUAGGACAGUCAGGUACAAGGAUGAUGUGUACGAUCGCUUUUGGUCAACAUUUACCCCUGAUUAUUUGAUUUCAUUGAACACCACCUCAAAUAUUGACGUCAAGAGCAGCAACAAUACCCUUAAAACACCAGUUGAAGUUUUAAGAACUGCAGCCCAACCACGAAGUCCUCUCAGAUCAAUUUUUCACCCCUACGUUCUCCAAACGUACAAUCCGGACUUUGAAUACUAUGCCUGCUUUCACUUCGCCGAAAUAUUACAAAUUUCACAGGGCAAACCAAGAAGGGAAUUCACCAUCAAUUUCAACGGUGUCAACUAUGGAACUUUUGCCCUCCAAUACUUGAAGCCACUCACCAUUUGUUCUGGACCUCGCAAAUCACGAUUUACUGGAGUGAUUGAGAUUCUUAUCAAUUCAACUGUACGAUCUGACCUUCCACCUAUCCUCAACGGCUUAGAGAUUUUCUAUGUAACGCCGCCCCCUGCUUCACCCACAGACCCAGCAGACGUUGAUGCUAUAAUGACCAUCCAGCAAACGUACAAUAUUAAUAAAGAUGAUAACUGGCAAGGAGAUCCAUGUCUGCCAAGUGAUAUUACUUGGACCGGCUUGAGCUGCAGCUUUGACAGCAAUUCUCCUAGGAUCAUCUCUCUGAACCUCAGUGCUAGUAAAUUGACAGGAAAGAUUUCUUCCUCAUUCUCCAAUCUCAAAGCGAUACAGUCCUUAGAUUUAUCAAGCAACGAACUGACUGGAACAGUUCCUGAAUUUUUAGCACACCUACCAAAUUUAACUGUUCUAAAUUUAUCUGUAAACAAGCUCACAGGUUCAGUUCCUCUGCCUCUUGUCCAAAAAUCUAACAAUGGACUAUUGCAGCUGAGUUUGAACGGAAAUCCACAUCUUUGCCAGAUAGAUUCGUGUGAGAAAAAGAAGCACAAUUUUCUUCUUCCAGUUAUUGCAUCCAUUGCAAUAGUUAUGGUGCUUCUCUUCCUCAGCGCUAUAUUUGUCUUUCGGAGAAUGAAAAGACAAGAAGCAACAUCACAAGCUAAGAAGGAAGGAUCAGUAAUUUCAAAUAAUCGGUCCUUUAGUUAUUCAGAGAUUGUUAGUAUUACUCAUAACUUUGAAACAAUCAUUGGAGAAGGAGGGUUCGGAAAGGUUUACUUUGGGACUCUGAAAGAUAACACUCAAGUUGCAGUCAAAUUGCUUUCUCAAUAUUCAAGGCAAGGCUAUAAGGAAUUUCAAGCUGAGGCACAACUCUUGAUGAUUGUUCAUCAUAGGAACUUGGUUUCUCUAAUUGGCUACUGUGAUGACCGUCACAAUAAGGCACUGAUUUAUGAGUACAUGGUUAACGGAAAUUUGUGUGAGCAUUUAGCAGGGACAAGUGGAAGUAUUUUGAAUUGGGAUGAGAGAUUACAUAUUGCAACAGAUGCAGCACAAGGAUUGGAGUAUCUACAUAAUGGUUGCAAGCCACCUAUAAUCCACAGGGAUUUAAAGACUCCCAACAUCUUGUUAAAUGAAAAAUUACAGGCAAAGAUAGCUGAUUUUGGGCUAUCAAGAGCUUUCACAAAUGAAAGUGGUUCACAUAUAACAACUCGUCCUGCAGGCACAUUCGGCUACCUGGAUCCUGAUGCUCAGGCAUCAGGAAACUAUAAUAAAAAAAGUGAUGUAUACAGCUUUGGAAUCAUUCUACUUGAGUUGAUAACAGGUCAGCCUGCCAUAAAAAGAGACAUAAAUGGAGAAAUCAUUCGAAUACAACAGUGGGUUACACCAAUAAUUGAAAAUGGUGAUAUCGGAAGCAUUGUUGAUCCCAAGCUACAAGGCAACUUUGACAACAAUUCCGCUUGGAAGGUUGUGGAGAUAGCCCUGUCCUGUGUGUUGAGUACUGCAAUUCGAAGGCCAGACAUGAGUGAUGUAUUGAUUGAACUAAAGGACUGUUUGGCUAUAGUAACACCUAUUCUUGGAUCUCAGAAUAUGGACAGAGGAAGGACAAUAUCAAUCAAUUCACUUGACACUGAAAUGGCUCCUAGUCCAAGGUAGUCUCACUCUGCUGGUCGAUCAAUAUUAUCUUUUUUUUUUAAGCAUUUUUUUUUUCUUUUUUGAGAUGGACUAGUUGCUAAUAUUUUCAAUUUGAAAUGAUAUUGCUAAUUUCUUUU